AUGGAUUACUGGAGGAGGAGAAGAGGUUACGACAGGAUAAACACAUCAAAUACAAGGAGGAAGAACGCCGCGGCCGCGGCGGCAAUAGAUACAGCUGAAUCCAGCGGCGGCCGGAAGAAUCAGCGGCGGCGGUUCUUCAAGUUUGCACGCUGCAAGUCGAAGCUCCGGUUGAUCUCCCCUAACAAGCUACGGGACGCCUACGUCAACAUGAUGCUGCGGAUCGCUAAUUACUCCAGCGUGGGCGACGCCGCCGCAACUGCCUUCGGAAACCGCCCUCUCAAGGAGUACGAUAACAGAAUGCUCCUCCACAUCUACACCUCCUCCGUUCCUUCUCCAUGA
Molecule: messenger RNA, 339 nt
Organism: Ipomoea triloba (trilobed morning glory)
Lineage: Eukaryota; Viridiplantae; Streptophyta; Magnoliopsida; Solanales; Convolvulaceae
Exons: 1
Coding region: 1-339 (112 amino acids)
Source: RefSeq, a predicted model, not a curated record